This is a messenger RNA of Alternaria arborescens, 1173 nucleotides long. RefSeq lists its product as hypothetical. The record is from RefSeq and is a predicted model, not a curated record. Gene Ontology annotation, molecular function: hydrolase activity, acting on ester bonds. NCBI's taxonomy places the organism in Eukaryota, Fungi, Ascomycota, Dothideomycetes, Pleosporales, Pleosporaceae. The coding region runs from base 1 to 1173 and encodes 390 amino acids. The transcript has a single exon.
AUGUCCAGCAUCGAAACCAUCCAAAACAUGAAAGCACGCGUCCUCACCGUAAUGGCAACCAGAUCCGAAGACCAGGACCUUGUUUUAUCGGCAGCGAACAAGCACAGCAUCAGAUCUUCGGACCCGUCUCAAUGGACAAAAGAAGAAUGCAUAGUCCCUUGUUUCGGCUGGCACCCAUGGUUCUCAUACCAGAUGUACAUAUCUCCCAACUCAGAUUCCGGAGCGAAUGGGAAUAACGAAUUGCAAGACCAAGGUCCUCUCACCGGUCAAGCAAAGAUGUCCCACUAUCAAUCCGUCCUCCAACCCUUCCGCUCCGACCCCAGCGAAGAAGAUCUCCAGAUAUACGCUUCAUUACCAGAUCCAACCUCCUUCUCCGCAUUCCUGGAACUUACAAGAAAACAUCUGCAACAACAUCCAUUUGCGCUGAUAGGUGAAAUCGGUCUCGAUCGGUCCUUCAGAAUUCCUGAGUCCUGGACCGGCAAUCCAGAUCUAUGGUCGAAGCGCAACAACAACCUUACGCCAGGUGGUCGCGAAGGUCGGCGCCUAACACCCUUCCGAUGUAGUCCUUCGCAUCAAAAGAAGAUCUUUAAACUCCAAUUGGAUCUUGCUGCGGAGAUGGGCAGAGCAGUUAGUGUACAUGGUGUACAAGCGCAUGGUCUUGUUCUAGAGGUACUGAGCGAAACGUGGAAGGGAUGCGAGAAACAAGUUUUGAGUAAACGGGAGAGAAAGAAGAGGGGUCAGGAUCACCCUGCUGCUGAAGCCGCGUUGUCUGCUGAUGAGACGCGGAAUGAGGGCACUGGCGAAGAAAACAGCGGUCCGAAAUCCUAUCCACCACGUAUAUGCCUCCAUUCUUACUCCGGUUCACCCUCCAACUUCGCGCAAUACCUUCGUCCUGAGAUCCCUGCCAAGAUCUUCGCGUCGUUCAGCACGGCGAUUAACCUGUCUGAUGCGAUGGACGAGGAAGAUACGCCACAGGCUUUCCAGGAUAUCAUAAAGACUGUUCCAGAUGAUAUGUUACUCGUGGAGAGCGAUUUGCACACUGCAGGCGAGGAGAUGGAUAAAAGGUUGGAGGAUAUCAUACGUAGAAUAUGUGGAAUCAAAGGAUGGGGUUUGGAGGAGGGUGUGACGAAGUUGGGAAGGAACUGGGAAGCCUUUGCUUUGGGUAAUAGAUGA